ACAGAUGCCAGAGAGGUUUUAAAUCCUGUCAGCUCCUCACACACAGUUUAGAUAUUUCAGAUGACUGUCCACUCUUUAUCUCCGCAGUGACUGUAUCAGCACACAGGGUGUGUUCCAGUGCAAGGCCAGUCUGUGCAGAGGAGUGUUCCUGUUGUGGGUUGCAGGGAGCACUUCAUCCAGGCUCAGCAUUUCCUGUGCUGCCCGGGGGCAUAUUCAGAGCUCAGCUCUGACACCAGAAGCCUCUUUUCCUUCAGGAGCAGGUGACUCCACUGCUCAGUGAUGUGACACAGCCCACCCACUCUCUUCACCCCCCAUUCCUUACAUUCUCCACCUCUGAUAGUCUGUACAAGACGGGCUGGAAUAUAUUACCUAAGGAGACUGCAGUAAAUAUGGAAAAGGCCUUGGGAGGAAGGAAGUUGCUGGAGAUGGUCUCUGUGAUCAGGGGGACCUUGAAGACGGCAUCCAGUGCCCCAGUGAGCAUUGCAGUGACUGGAGAUUCUGGCAAUGGCAUGUCCUCCUUCAUCAAUGCACUGCGGGGAAUUGGGCAUGAGGAAAACGACUCAGCUCCCACUGGAGUGGUGAGGACUACUCAGGUUCCCACUCACUACUUUUACCCCCAUUUUCCCAAUGUGGUGUUGUGGGACCUACCCGGAACAGGGGCAGCUACCCAAAGCCUGGAGAACUAUCUGGAGGAGAUGCAGUUUAGCCAGUAUGACCUCUUCAUCAUCAUUGCAUCUGAACAGUUCAGCAUGACUCUCGUGAAGCUUGCUAAAACCAUCCAGGGCCUGGGAAAGAGAUUCUAUAUUGUCUGGACUAAGCUGGACAGGGACCUCAGCACAAGUGCCCUCUUGGAGGAACGACUCCUGAAGAAUAUUCGGGAUAAUAUUCGGGAAACUCUCCAAAAGGAGGGAGUGUGUGAACCCAACAUAUUCCUGGUCUCCAGCUUUGACCCCUUAUUGCAUGGCUUCCCAGAGCUUAGGGUUACCUUGCAUAGGGACAUUUCUGACAUCAGGUACCAUGGUCCCCUAGAGAAUCUGUCCCACACUUAUGAGAAGGCCAUUAAUGAUGAAGUGACCACUUGCAGGGAGAAAAUAUCCUCAAAGUCUUUCGACACCCUUGGCAUCCAGAAUGCAGAUGAUCUGGAGGAGAGUCUGACAGCCUACCACUUGCUCUUUGGUGUAGAUGAUGAAUCUCUCCAGCAGAUGGCUCAGAGUAUGGGGAAACCCACAGAGGAGUACAGGGCCAUUAUGAAGUCUUGGGAUCUAUACACUGUCCUCAGAGGGGACUGGCCAUUAUCUUUCAUGAAUUGUAAUACAGUCUCUUGCUUAUAUUCAAUUCUGAGCUACAUCCCACUCUUAGGUGACUUUAUUUUCAACUCCCUGAGAAAGUGGAAACACAGACGCCUCCUUGAAAUAGUUUCCAAGGACACCAAAGCCAUCCUGAAGAAAAUCCUGACAGACUCCAUCAUCUGAAGAGGUGGUGUUUCAGCAGGUUCCUUCUGGAGGGAAGUUAGGACAUCUGGGGUUCUCUCCUCACACUGUCCCCUUUCUGAAUUUUCAAUCAAGCUCAAUUACUUCCACUUUCAUUGAUUCUAAGUUCCUUGAGGUAUAUGAGAUGACUUGCCCAUUUUGAACCCAUGUCAGGAAGUUCCCAAAUAUGUUCUACUUUUGUCAUUUAUUAAAUGAGCCUGUAUCCAAAGGUGGAAGAAAAGAUCUGCUCACUGUGACAUACAAUCUCAUUCUGACAUCCCCUUAUCACUUAACUUGAACAUCAUUUUUCUGAUGCCCGUGUUCUUUCACUUCUCAUUUCACACUCUGUGGACUCACACAAUCUUGACCUGCCCAUAGGUCAGUGGUAGACCCUUUAAGAUGGCCUCCAAAAUUUUCUCCUAUUUUCAUGGCUAUGUUUAAUCCCUUUCCCUGGAGUGACUAAUAGAAUAUGGCAGCAAUAAUGGAAUGUCCAAAAAUUCCAGAACUUUGUUAUGAAAAGUGCAGCUCUGUCUUAUAAAUGCUCUGUUCACUGGCUCUGUCUUGCUCCUGCUCCAGCUCUGUCUCCCUCCCUCUCUCCAUCUCCCUCUCCCUUUUCCUCUCUCUGCCUACUAAUCACAGAAAUUUUAAACUAACCUGCUGGAGAGGUCCUGAAGAAUCAGAGGUUAUGUGGAGGAGAACAGAGGCAGCCUGCAUUAACUGCCAGGAAUAUAAAUACCUCAUCUCGGGAACAAAUCCUCUAGCCCCAGCAAGACUUCAGAAGAUGCAGCCCAGAUGGUAGCUUGACUGCCACCUCAGGUCUCUCCCUUAUCCAGAACCACACAACUGAGACUGUUCCUGGAUUUCUGACCCUCAGAAACUAUAAACAAAUAAACACUUGUUUUAAGCCACUAAGUUUCAGGGUAAUUUGAUCCACAGCAACAGAUAACAGAUAAUACCAUCAAGAAGCUCCUUACAGAACUGGCAGUUGUGAGUGACCUCCUCCUUCUGUGAUAGUCACUCCUGUAUGGACCCAGCAUGAAGGAGCUGCACCCUAUUCAAUCACACCCCUUCCCUCAUUGGCCCCUGGACAUGUCCUUCCCUGCUAUCUACAGAAGGACCAGUCUCUGCAAACAUUCACAGGUCAUUUCAUCCAGCCUCAGGCCACACAGAGUUAAGCAGUUUGAGGCUCUAUAUUUAAGAAGAAAAAGCUAGAUAGAGCCAUGCUAAGUAGUGAGAGGGAGAGUAAAUGACAGUAGAAUGUGAGCACUCCCCUGAGGAAGAGCAGGCUAGGGUUCUCCAUGAAGGUGUCUUGUGCAACAUCUCUAAUUCCCAUUCUCACUUGGACUAGUUGCUCUCUUAGCCUGGAGCACAGGUCUCACUCACAUCCAUCCAUUACCUUAGUGGUGUUGGUGCUUCUUGGAUUCCCUGUUCCCUGUUCAUUUAUAUUGCAUCCAUUCUCAAACAACGUGAGAAAAACGUUCUCUGUGUGGUAAACUUUCUGAGUAUUUGCAUUUCAAAUUAAUGCCUUUAUUUUGUGAUCACUUUCAAUAAAUAGUUUAACUGAGUAUUGGA
This is a messenger RNA of Zalophus californianus (California sea lion), 3041 nucleotides long. Its product is annotated as immunity-related GTPase family M protein 1-like. Gene Ontology annotation, biological process: cellular response to interferon-beta; defense response. The coding region runs from base 390 to 1472 and encodes 360 amino acids. Gene Ontology annotation, molecular function: GTPase activity; GTP binding. The transcript has 2 exons. Lineage: Eukaryota; Metazoa; Chordata; Mammalia; Carnivora; Otariidae. Gene Ontology annotation, cellular component: endoplasmic reticulum membrane. The record is from RefSeq and is a predicted model, not a curated record.